AUGGAAAAUAAAAAUAAUAAUAAUAAAACAAUUGAUACGAUCGAUAAAAAUGAAAAUUUAAAAAUCUUGGAUGACGAUAAUAACAAUACUAAUCUUGAUGAUAUUGAAAAAUUUAUGAAUGAAAUUCGACCAUUAUAUCCUCCUCUUAUAACUCCUGAAUUAUUAAUGCCAAAACCUUCUUCUUCCAAUUCUUCGAGAAAACUUUCGAGUGGAAUAAAUUAUAAAAGAAAAAAAGAAUCAAAUGUAAAAUUUCCUAACGCAUUUAUCGCUUAUCGUAUGGAAUUUUGUAGACAAUUAAAAAAUAAAAGAAUGUGUUUAACAAUGCAAGAUGUUUCUUAUUUUGCUAGUAGAUUAUGGAAAAAAGAACCUUGUGAUGUUAAAAAAACUUAUACUCAAUUAGCUAAUGAUGCUAAAUUACUUUAUGAAAAACGUAAAAAAGAACUUUUAUUGAUCAAAGAAAAACAGCAACAAAUAGAAAAUGAAAAUAUAAUGCAACAACAAUUGCAACAACAAUCCAAUUCGAUUAAUAUUUCUUCUUCUUCAAAUUCUUUGGAUUCUUCCCUCUUUCAGGAAAAUACAAAUUUAAUGGAUAUGGGUCAAAUACCUCAAAUUUUUUCAUCAUCAUUAGAAAUGAAUUCAACAUAUAAUAUCCCCGCAACAGAUCCAUGUAAUUUAGUUUUAUUUAAUAAUUUUCUUCCUCCUUUUGAAGAUUUUAAUAUUCAACCUUCAAUUGUUCCACAAAAUUAUUUUUCCCCAGGUUUUUUUCAUUAUAUGAUUUAA
Molecule: messenger RNA, 780 nt
Organism: Rhizophagus irregularis DAOM 181602=DAOM 197198
Lineage: Eukaryota; Fungi; Glomeromycota; Glomeromycetes; Glomerales; Glomeraceae
Source: RefSeq, a predicted model, not a curated record